Messenger RNA from Brassicogethes aeneus, 923 nucleotides. The record is from the annotation of a GenBank genome assembly. Lineage: Eukaryota; Metazoa; Arthropoda; Insecta; Coleoptera; Nitidulidae.
GUUCAAGUUGGAAUAAUGUGACAAUAGCUUGAAUGCAUGAAAAACGACACUUUUUAAUAAAAAGUUUUCAUAAAUAAUUUAUUCAAGAUUUUAUAUUUUAAUAAUAAAUUCCUGAUAGGUUUUGACAUAAUGUACUUUUUACGGGACUAUACAAAACAAAACAAACAUGCAUUACAUUUUUUAAAAUGGAUUUAAAUUUUACUCAUUAUCUUUUUCAGGAGCUGGUAUCGAGCAACACUACCCAGAGGAACUGGCGCGGCAUUCUCAUCGCGCUGCUCGUCAUCGUAGUCGUCCUUGCACUAAUAGUCACAUCUGUGGUCCUUUUGACUCCGCCAGACGAAGGACCUCGGGUGAAAGGAGCCAGAUUCAAGCUGACAGACAUCCUUAGUCACGAGUUUCAGCCGCUGAGGUUUAAUGGUACUUGGGUCUCAGCUCACGAUAAACAUCUUGAUAUUGAAAUGGCUGGUUGUGAUGUAAGCAAAGCGUUUGACAUUGUUAGUCACGAAUUAUUUAAAUCAAAUCUCACAAGUAGAUUCCAAAUUGUAAAAUGGAAAAAUAAAUAUUCCAAAGAAGAUUUAGUUCACCAUGGAACAUUUUUGGAACUAUUUAUCGAUAAUAGGUUAAAAUGGGAUAUUCAUACUGAACAAUUGAUUAAAAAACUAAACAAUGCAAUGUACUGCGUUCAAAAACUAAUACAAAAUGCUAACAAAAACACAGCAAGAACAGCAUAUUUCGCAAAUUUUCAUAGCAAGGUUUUCUCAGCUUUUGUUGGCUUUCAAAAUAAAUUAUCCCUGUUAAAUAAAGAAGAAUCGCGCCAGAAGGAAGCGAUAAGAACAUCAAACUGUUUGCGUUACUCGAACUUGACUGAUUGCAGUGCCUUCGAUGAGUUCCUGGUUAGAAUCAGAAUCUUGGUUAGUCAAUAA